This is a messenger RNA of Cryptomeria japonica (Japanese cedar), 1610 nucleotides long. Its product is annotated as clathrin light chain 2. Gene Ontology annotation, biological process: clathrin-dependent endocytosis; intracellular protein transport; clathrin coat assembly. Lineage: Eukaryota; Viridiplantae; Streptophyta; Pinopsida; Cupressales; Cupressaceae. Gene Ontology annotation, molecular function: clathrin heavy chain binding; structural molecule activity. Gene Ontology annotation, cellular component: clathrin coat of trans-Golgi network vesicle; plasma membrane; clathrin coat of coated pit. The transcript has 3 exons. Bases 246 to 1340 code for a protein of 364 amino acids. The record is from RefSeq and is a predicted model, not a curated record.
UAAAGGAGAGAGCCCCAUCUAAGAGCAUGUGACCUCCGGCGUAACUCUGGUGCAGAAACCUCCGCUUUCCGCACUAGUUGCUUAAAGUUUGCGGUGGCCUCGCAUGCGAGGAAAGAGAGGGAGAUAAGAGAAUCGGCGUGGUGUUGGUUUGUCACAUUUGAAUCUGUUGGAUCCGGUUAGAGUGAAGGUGUAAUCAAGCCAGGCAGCGGUAAGAUCCAGAUCUAGAUCUAGAAUUCGAUCUGGAAAUGUCAGGGUCCUACGAGGAUUCAUACCCGGUUGGAGGAGCCGGAGCAGGAGGAGGAACAGGGGCAGGUUCAGGAUCAGGAUCGAUAGAGGACCUCACUGGUCGCCCCUUCGAUAAUGAUGGCUACCUGGGCUACGAUCCUCGCUUGCCUUCUCAGAGAUUCGACACCACCUUUGCCGAUGAUCACUUUGCAAACUCCGAUAAUGGCACCUUCGACGACGGGGAUCUUGUAGGUUCCACCACUCCUCCUCCUCCAAUUGUCUACGCCAACAUUUCUGAGGACGAGGACGAUCUGUUGCAGCAGCCGCAGGGCGACACUCCUCCUCCCGUGUUGUUCGGCCAGGGAUACGAAUCCCAGCCUCUAGAUUACUCGCCUCAGGCACCCUCCGCUGAGCUCAAUGGGAAGCAGACUCCCUUUGAUGUCUAUGAGUACGGCAUGCCCUCCGACGGCCCAAUUCUUCCUCCCCCCGACGAGAUGCAAGAGGAGGGUUUCAUUCUUCGCGAAUGGAGACGUCAAAAUGCAAUACAACUUGAAGAGAAGGAGAAAAUUGAGAAGGAGAUGCUUCAUCAGAUCAUUGAUGAAGCAGAUGCCUAUAAAGAGGAAUUUUAUACCAAGAGAAAGAGCCAUUGUGAAACCAACAAAACUAACAACAGAGAAAAAGAGAAGGUUUUCUUGUCUAAUCAGGAGAAAUUUCAUGCAAAUGCUGAUAAGCAGUACUGGAAGGCAGUUGCAGAACUCAUUCCUUAUGAAUUGCCAACUAUUGAGACAAAACGUGGUGGCAAAGACAGAGACAAGAAGAAACCAACUGUAGUUAUCAAUCAGGGGCCAAAACCUGGAAAGCCAACUGAUCUCUCUCGGAUGCGGCAAAUCCUUUUGAAACUAAAGCACAAUCCACCUCCUCACAUGAAACCUCCACCACCACCACCAGCAACACCAGCGGCUGCUGCUAAUGGUUCUGCUCCUGCUCCUGCAUCAUCAACAGGGACAAAUCCAAGUUCAUCUUCUGGAACUGUUCCAGCCACAGUUUCUGCUACAGGAACAGUUACAGCCCCUGUUGCAUCAGCAGCACCAGUUCAGCCAAUCAUUGCUGCUUGACAUUUUCAUGAAAUUAAUGUCUGUUGCUUAGUACCAUUUAUGAAAAUGAGCAGUUGUUCUAUGCUAUGUUAAUAGUUAGAGUUUCAUUUGGUUCCUUUUUGUAAUCUCUUAGUAUUUUGGACUUAUUAAUUAGUGAGAGAAUUUAGGGUUGCGUCUACCACAGUGUCUAUUUUUACCCUGGAGAGGAGGGUAGACAAUCUGUUUGAAUAUUUUAUUAGUUACAACUUCUUAUAAUUUUGCAGUUUUUAACAAAGUGGGUAUUUCAACUUU